Durio zibethinus is the source of this 1459-nucleotide messenger RNA. Lineage: Eukaryota; Viridiplantae; Streptophyta; Magnoliopsida; Malvales; Malvaceae. The record is from RefSeq and is a predicted model, not a curated record.
AUGCCUUGACUUAAUUGGGGGCUGUCAACAUUUUGUGUCUUAGUGAAUCAAGUUUUUUAUUUUAUUUGCCUUUUUUUCUGUUAAUCGUUUCUUUUUGCUUUUGAUUUACAGGAAAAGAAAGCAGAACAGCUUGUGCUAUGAAAUUAGAUAUUUUCGAUUAUCUGUAAUUUUUCUGAAACUUAAAUGUAUGUAAGGUCUAGUUUUAGAUAAGUUUGUUUGAAUUGAUACUUGACUUGAUGAGAAAUAAGAGGAAAGGAAGUGAAACCGAUGCAUCCCCGGAGAUCAUCUAAUGUUAGGUCUCAUUAUUCGUUAGAAGAUUAUGCCAAGCUAAAAAGGAGGUGCAAAGAAAAUGUGAUGUUAGCCAUUAAAAACUGUCAUGAGAUGGGAGUUGUGCAUAGAGAUAUAGAGCCGAAGAAUAUUUUUCUCACAACUUCAUGAUAGAUAAAGCUGGCAGAUUUUGGUCUUGCCACGAGAAUUUCCAAUGGUGAAUAUCUGAAGACAUGUUUAUUUUGAGAUUGGCAGCAAAUGCCAGUCGCACAUAUGCAUGAAGGAAGAGGUAGAUGGGGAAUUAAGUUGUUGCAUGAAACAAAAAGACCUAUCUUCCCGUCUGCUUAUGAUGAAGAGAAACUCAGUUGUUAUCUGGCCUUUAUAUAUUAUCCUUUCUAUGUCCAAGUCUGUUUAGUAUUUACUCGUCUCCGUUUUAAGCUGUGCCUAAUGCUUCUGAGUGACUCAAAUUACUAUUUGCUACGGGUCAGACUUUGCCUGGGUUGGCUGGAACCUGAGGUUCUGUUGGGAAAUUAUUCUGAGAAGGUCGAUAUAUGGAGUGCUGGUGUUCUUCCAUUUCAAGGAGACUACUUGAAGGAAGUGUUUGAGGCCAUCAAGAAUGUAAAGCUGGAUUUUCACUCAGGGUUAUGGGAAUCUCUAUCUAAACCUGCACGUGAUCCAUUGGCAAGAAUGCUGACAAAGGAUGUUUUCAUCUAGAAUAACUGCCAAUGAAGUACCAAGUAAAGCCCCAACUUUAUCUUUCUGAAAUACUAGAAUAGGUAACUAAUACAUACAUUUAAUAGAAGUUUGUGAAUUAGGCUUGCAUUCAUCAAUGAAUUAUGUAACUUUGACAAUUACAUAUGGUAAGGUGUUGAGCCAUCAUAAGGUGAUUCAUUCAUCUAUUUUUACCUCUCUUUUUUUUCCCCUUAGGAUUGCUUCUGCGGCAUGUUAUGUUUGUUUCUUUUUCAAUUUAUGUGGAAUUUGUUAUAUUUUUUUCCCAAAACAAUCUGUUAUUCGAUGUGAAAUUUAUCUUAGAACUUGAAUAGGAACUAACACUAUAGUUCUUGUAAUAGCUAGCUUAAUCAUUAGACUUCACUUGCUGAUAUUUGAAUUAUGUAAUUUCAAGGCAUCCAUGGAUAUUGUUCAAGACUGAGCGCUCAUUAAAGGCAUUAUCCAUUAAAUCAAAGUCGAAGAA